AAUUCAAUAAUCAUAAAAAAUAAAAAAAAUUAGAUUGAAAGUGAGCUGUAUGAUGAGGGUAACACCGUAUCCACUUGCGAAGUGUUGACGCCGCGUAGAUAGCAAGCUGAAGAUCGACAUAUCGCAAUUUGAAUGCGAAUUUUGAUCGACUUCGUCACUGUCAGUCACUCUCUCUCUCUCUCUCUCUGCGUAGAGGGUGCAGUCUCUUUCUCUCUUCGGUCUCCAUUUUUUCCUUGGACUCGUGACAAUUGCUUGUUCUGAUCUUUGUCGUCUUUACAAAACAUCGGUCGGUUGCUGCGAAGCCUGUAAUCGAAGAUUCAGCUAGUUCUAGUUCAAAUCAAUGGCGUCCUAUUCAAACUUCACAGAUGCAACUAAAGAAGAUGGUUCUCUUCAGUCUAUCUGUUACAAGCGUGGUUCUCUUCAGCUGCUCGAUCAGAGAAAGCUUCCCCUUGAAACUGUUUACUUGGAUAUUCAAGACGCAAGAGAUGGAUGGCAUGCAAUAAGGGAUAUGGUUGUCCGUGGGGCCCCUGCAAUUGCCAUAGCAGCUGCUCUUUCUCUGGCAGUAGAAGUGUUCAACAUGGAGGCUUUUAAUGGGACAUCAGAUGAUGCAGCAUCUUUACUUGGCAAAAAAUUGGAAUAUCUUGUCUCUAGCCGACCAACUGCUGUGAAUCUUUCAGAUGCAGUGACAAAACUUAAAGAAGUGAUAUCAAAAGCUGCUGCCGUGGCUUCAGAGGCUAGGAGCAUUUUUAUGGCUUACAUAGAAGCUGCUGAAAUUAUGCUCAAGGAUGAUGUUGCUUCAAACAAAGGCAUUGGGUCUAACGGAUCAAGUUUUCUUCAGCGCCAGCAGCACAACUCCAACAAGCUGUCUAUUUUGACCCAUUGCAACACUGGCAGUCUUGCAACAGCUGGAUAUGGUACUGCUCUUGGUGUAAUCCGUGCACUUCAUUCUGAAGGAGUUUUGGAAAGGGCCUACUGCACGGAAACACGUCCAUUCAACCAAGGAUCUAGACUCACAGCUUUUGAGUUGGUGCAUGAUAGGAUACCUGCUACUCUUAUUGCUGAUUCUGCUGCAGCUGCAUUAAUGAAAACUGGACGCAUCAAUGCGGUAAUUGUUGGAGCGGAUCGCGUUACUGCAAAUGGUGAUACUGCUAAUAAGAUUGGAACCUACAGCCUUGCCCUCUGUGCUAUGCAUCACGGUGUUCCAUUUUAUGUGGCUGCACCCUUGACUUCUGUUGAUUUAUCCCUUGCUUCUGGACAAGAAAUUGUUAUUGAAGAACGAUCUGCCAAGGAGUUGCUGCAUUCGCGUGGAGGACUUGGGGAACAAGUUGCUGCAUCGGGAAUUGAUGUCUGGAACCCGGCCUUUGAUGUCACCCCAGCUAAUCUCAUUUUUGGCAUCAUAACAGAAAAGGGUGUCGUUACCAAAACCGGGAUGGAUGCAUUUGACAUGAAAGGCUUCAUUAAAAGGGCGCUUAUUAGCUGUUCUGUGUAAGAGGUAUUCACUCAGUUGGGUGAGGUAUGGGCAUGGGUUGUUCAUGAGCUUUAUUUAGUGUCUUAAAAAAUAAGUGCUUAUUGUUAUUAAGUACGUGUCUCAACAGUUUUUAUUUGGCAUAUCCAUUAUUGGUAAUUUGAGGCCUUGUUUAAAAUGCCAACAGGCUUUGGAAAUUGAAAAUUGAGUGUUUGGAUGAA
Malania oleifera is the source of this 1686-nucleotide messenger RNA. RefSeq names its product methylthioribose-1-phosphate isomerase. The coding region runs from base 341 to 1489 and encodes 382 amino acids. The transcript has 10 exons. The record is from RefSeq and is a predicted model, not a curated record. Lineage: Eukaryota; Viridiplantae; Streptophyta; Magnoliopsida; Santalales; Ximeniaceae. Gene Ontology annotation, molecular function: S-methyl-5-thioribose-1-phosphate isomerase activity.